AUGGCGACAGCGUCAGGUGGUUCGAGUCACGACGAUACCGUGAUUAGCACGCACUCCUCGACCUUCCGCGAUGCCUCGUCAGUCACCCUGGCGCUGCUCCCGCCGCACCCGCCGCCGAAACCGCCGCAUACGCCGAUAUCGCCGCACGCUAAGGCUCUAGACGAAGAAGAGCGGCGCCGCGGCGGCGCUGGCAGCAAGGAACGCGCCGCGGAGUGUCUAGUGAGCAUCCCCACGGCUGGAGGUCCCCCACCCGCUGCUUCCGGCGUGCGUCACGACGAGGCCGACCCCGCCUCCUGCCGCUAUCCGCAACGCGACUCGGCAUGGGCCGCGGCCCUUGCGGCGUGUAUCGCGCUGUUCAUCCUCCACGAGCUCGUCUCACCGCUCUUCGCGCUCCAAUGGCCGUUCCUCUUCUCCCUCGCCUUCUUCCUCCUUUGCGGCGUCUCCGCAUUCGUCCUCUCCCUGUCCCCUUCCUGCUUCGCGCUCCGCCGACUUUCCAGUAACUUCACUCCUCGCGCCGUCACUGUGUCGUGCGUCGUCAGCACCAUCAUACUUUUCUGCUGUUGGGGGGUUGGGGUAUCCUAUGUGUUCUUUACAUACGACCCUGCGCCGAUUACAUACCUAGUCUACUCCGCUGAGUCGGCCGUAUGCAUCUUACUGCUGCUGCUCACCAUCCUCCCCCUCCUCACCUUGCACCAGCACCUCGAUACUGUCUCAUCCAUUAUCCGUCGUGCUAUCGGGCUGUCACUUUCAUUAGAUACUAAUGUCCUCACAACAAUCAUGUUGCAAGGGGUGCUAUCUGUCGUAAUUCUCACACCCAUCAUGCAAGCGAGCUCUGACUUUAUCAGCUGCUUUAGCAGCUGGUCCUUAGGCCUCACGUGUUACGUGGACGGCAGGCUGGUUACACCAACCCGUUACACCUCAAUUUUCUCCGUCGUCAUGGUUUUCAUCGCCAUCUGGACUCUGCUCGCUGUAGUCACAUCCGCUCUAUUGACCAUCUCAGCACGGUUUGCGCUUGUGUGCGCUGCUGCUGACGUGUCUAUGGGUAGUGGCAACGGCAGAGGGGAUGAUGGUGUAACAUUUAUUGCUCCUCAUGGUGCUAGUCCUGCCGAUGGUGCUGAUGGUGCUGAUGGUGCUGAUGGUGCUGAUGGUGCUGAUGGUGCUGUUGGUGCUGAUGGUGCUGUUGGUGCUGAUGGUGCUGUUGGUGCUGAUGGUGCUGGUGCUGCCAAUGGCGCUGGUGUUGUUGCAUCUAACUCUGACGGUGCUGGGAAGCAGUAUGGACUCUGGCAGAGGAUAGUGCACGUGGCCAAGCAUGACAGUGCGGUCAUGUGUGCAUCGGUCGGCACUGCCAGUGCCAUCAGCUGUGCUGGCACCGCAACUCUCAUCCUUGCAGCGUUCGCCAGCCUGUCUGCAUACAGCUCUCUAGGUGCAGGCAUGGCUGCUGCGCUGGCCUCGGGUCUCGUUGCCUGGAUUGCGGCUCUUGCCCUGGGCUUCCUCUACUGCCUGGUCCUCCCCAUCAGUGCUACCGCCAAACUCAGCUUCCUUCCCUCCCUGCACAUCGCUCUCCGAACUCUCUCACAAGCAAUCUCACCGUUCCUGCUCCUCCUGGCUGUGUCACUAGCGCUACUGCUUCCAGUAGCCGUACUAACGAUUCUGGUGGUCGGCUUUGGUGGGUCGGCUUUGGCGUAUGUGGCUGUCGUUGUUCUCUCCCCUCUGCUCCAUUACAUAAUGGGACCCUCCCAGGCACAAACACUCUCAAGUGGACAAAGUGAGUUUCGGGCUUGCUUGAUGCCUUAA
Molecule: messenger RNA, 1794 nt
Organism: Closterium sp. Yama58-4
Lineage: Eukaryota; Viridiplantae; Streptophyta; Zygnematophyceae; Desmidiales; Closteriaceae
Source: the annotation of a GenBank genome assembly